This is a messenger RNA of Nasonia vitripennis (jewel wasp), 5093 nucleotides long. RefSeq names its product 5-hydroxytryptamine receptor. NCBI's taxonomy places the organism in Eukaryota, Metazoa, Arthropoda, Insecta, Hymenoptera, Pteromalidae. The transcript is spliced from 10 exons. Bases 625 to 2040 code for a protein of 471 amino acids. Gene Ontology annotation, molecular function: G protein-coupled receptor activity. The record is from RefSeq and is a predicted model, not a curated record. Gene Ontology annotation, cellular component: membrane. Gene Ontology annotation, biological process: adenylate cyclase-activating adrenergic receptor signaling pathway.
GCGAAGCGCGCUUCUCUCUCUCUCUCUCUCUCUCGCUCGGUCGCUCUUAUACCGGGAGGGAGCGCGUGCGCGCUCGGCUCCAACCACACUCGGGCGGUCCGUCUCAGUUCACCGCGACGCACCGUCAAACUCGGCGGCGGUAGCUCUGUCUCUCUGGGCGCUGGGCGCGAUUGUCUAUCUUCCCGCGCGUUCUCUCCCUCUCUGCGCUUAUAGCACCGGUCGUGUGUACAGCGAAUUUCCGCUCCUAUUCUUCUCCCUCUGAUUUCGCGGCUUGGAUGACACGAGGACUGCCAGGUUAGAGAGAGAGAGAGAGAGAGAGAGAGAGAGAGAGAGAGAGAGAGAGAGAGAGAGAGAGAAAGGGACCACGUGGUGCAGACGCGAGUGUACGAAUGAGCGCGUUUAAGGACAGCUGAGAGGAGCAGUGCUGCAGGUGGUGCGUCUUCUCCGAGGCGCCGUCACCUGGACGUCCGAUAACACGAUGAUGGACCUGACGAGGUGCGAGCUGGACUAUUGCUGCAGCUGUAGAGAUAGACGGAGGCGCCAGCCGCACUUGGUCGACUCGGUCGCGUGAUUCGCGAAUGGAUCUGCGAUGGCUGUUCCCACGCGAGAUUAACUGAGUGCGUGAUGGGUGGCGAGAAGCUGUGGUGGGCAUGGGGCGCGGGUCCACGCGGCACGACCGCCCCAACGAACGUCAGCAAUAACCUGCUGACCUUGGGCUGGAACGAGUCGGCGCUGCGCGAGGCCCUAAACGCCAGCGGCAACGCCAGCUGGCCCGGGGACGAGUUUCUCUUGGAGCCGAGCAACGUCACCCAUACCGGACUUACCAGCCACGAGUACGACCUCAUAAUCACGAUACUCAUCGCCACCGCACUCGGCUUCCUCAUUCUCGCCACGAUUAUCGGCAACGUUUUCGUGAUAGCAGCCAUACUGCUCGAGCGCAAUCUGCAGAGCGUAGCGAAUUACCUGAUCCUCUCGCUGGCCGUCGCCGAUCUGCUGGUCGCCUGUCUCGUCAUGCCUCUGGGAGCCGUGUACGAGGUUGCCCAUGAAUGGGCUCUUGGUCCUGAAUUAUGCGACAUGUGGACCAGCAGUGAUGUAUUGUGCUGCACCGCUUCCAUUCUGCAUCUGGUCGCCAUCGCCCUUGACAGGUACUGGGCAGUCACAAACAUAGACUACAUUCAUCACCGGACGGCCCGUCGGAUAGGCAUGAUGAUAGCGGUAGUCUGGGCGGUUGCCUUUCUCGUCUGCAUCGCCCCGUUACUCGGCUGGAAGGACCCCCAGUGGGAGAAUCGCGUCGUCCUCGACAAGUCCUGCAUCGUCAGCCAGGACAUCUACUAUCAGAUAUUCGCCACGGUAUCGUCCUUCUACCUGCCGCUCUUCGUCAUCCUCAUACUCUACUGGCGGAUAUUCCAGACGGCGCGGAAGCGCAUUCGAAAACGAGUGGGCCAACCUGUAAAUACACAAGCUACGAAACCAAUGGGAGGACCACCGAAGCCGAUGGGCAGCAGUCACGCUGUGGGCGGAGCACUGGCACAGGCGCAAGCUAGCGGAGGCAUCGCGGCGGCCGUCGUGGCCGUUAUCGGCAGGCCGUUACCCACGAUAUCCGAGACGACGACCACGGCGUUCACGAACGUGAGCUCGACGAACACGUCGCCGGAGAAGACAUCGUACCACAACGGUCUGGAGCCGGAGCCGUCGACGAUGGAGGCUUCGCCGCGACCGGCUGUCACCCGUCGGAAAAAAAUGGCAGCCGACUCGAAGCGCGAGAGGAAGGCUGCCAAGACGCUCUUCAUCAUCACCAGUGCUUUCGUCGUCUGCUGGCUGCCCUUCUUCAUCAUCGCCAUUCUCCUACCGGUUUGUCAGUCCUGCAACAUCAACGACUACUUAGUGGCCUUUUUUCAAUGGCUGGGGUAUUUCAAUUCCACCCUGAAUCCAGUGAUCUACACGAUAUUCUCGCCGGAAUUCAGAAACGCCUUCAAGAAGCUACUCUGCAGACACAGGCGAGGCGUCGGCCGCAGAAUGGGCGUACGGCAUUACAUGUAGAAAUGGGUCUAAGGGUGGAUCGUCAAAGGCCCCGUAAGCUCCUCCAUAACUCUCCUAUCAACGCACACAGCUCUACUGAUGUCCAUCAUCCUUUCGAUUCGCGCUCGCUAAUUUUCAAUCAGGGAUAAAAUUCGAAAUCUCUCCCUCCUCCGCGCUUACACUCGUAUACAUAGGCGAGAGAGUUUAUCCCUUUCGUCAUUUCGAAUUCCGUCUGUCGGUGCGUCCGCACCGCGCAUUCGCUGCAAUCUCGAGCCGAGGCGUGUGCCUUUGAGAGAGCAUAGCAGUCGAAGUAAGAGAGAAAAGCUCUCGCGAGAGCUUUUAGCUUUCGGGACAGCAGCUGCAAAUUAUCGCAGGCGUGUAUGGCACCUUGAUGCGUGUGCGCGGUGUGGGCGGAACUCUAUCUCUCUCUCUCACUCCGGUGUACCGUAAUUCCGCGCACGGCUAUGCUUAUAUAGGGGCGGACGGCAAACAUCCUCGACGCUAAUAGAGCCGCGCUGGUAUUUCCUUUCUUCCCUCCCUCCCGCGCGCGCGCGCGCUCGGCUCUCCGUCGAGCUUUUGAAUUCAUGAAUUGCGAAAUCUUCGAGGCUGCACUGCUGCAGUAUACGACUUAUUCGCGCGGGCGCGACAGCCGCGCGCAGCGAAGCGAGAGGAAAGGAAAUAUAAUGGAUCGUGACCGCGUCGUCGUCGUCGCACACGUUCCGUAAAAUUCAUGCGCCGCUGCCUUGCGCAUGCAGCGCAUGCAGCGCCGCGGAUCAUCGAGAGAGCGAGCGUGAGAACGCAAUAAAGAAAAGCCCCUGUUUCUCCGGGCUGUGUAAGCCAAGCGCAUUCUCCGCAUUUUCUUCGAUAUAUGCGGGCACUUUUUUUUUUUAUUCAUCCGCAAAUGCGUGCAGCGCGGCCGCUAUACGGGAGGAUCGAGGAAUUGAAAAUUCAAAGGGGCGAGAAAGCGCGUAAUGCUGCGUGUCGCAGAUAGAGGGAGAAUCGAAAGAAUAUAUCGAGCGCGGGAUUCCGCGAAUUCCAUACCACAGCCUUAUUCCACCCUUCUUUAUCGCUAUCUAUAACGUCCCUAGAUAAAAAGUCUCGUCCUUCUUUCCAUCGUCCUUGCUGGCUCGCUUUCUCUGCGAGAGAUAUGCGCCGAGAGACCCUUUCUCGAGACGCGGGAAAAAACUUCUACCGCCGCAUACACGCUAUAUGCACUCGAGCGAGAUCAGAAUCAAAAAUUGCAAUCAAAGGGCGGAGACGCUUAUAUAUUCUGCACUAUGUUUACGAGAAUCGAGAGUCCAUCGAAUUAGCGGGCUGCGAAGUUCGAAAAAGCUGUUUAAAAGUUUGCUUCGUCGAAUUGUUUUUAACUCGCGGCGAUUCGCACGUGGAAAAAGCUCGAUUAAAGUUCCAGCGAAAAAGGAGUAUUGAAAAUAGAAGCGAGCUUUUUUUUUAAAAACACAGAGAGAGAGAGAGAGAGAGAGAGCUGAGCAGAAAAGUCAAAACAAGCACAAGCCAUCGCUCAUUCGAAUCUAAGUGACUCUCGGGGAGUAUACACAAGCGGUACACACUGGGCAGACACGAGCGGAGUGAAAUAAAGGUCGGGCGCACGUGUGCCGCGGCGGCAGAGGGUUUUAUCUCGACUCGUGCAUCCGGGAAUCACGGGUUAUACAGAGAUAUAUACGUAUACAGUGCAGCGACUCGUGUGUGUGUGUAUAAAGAGCAUGUAUACAAAAAACGGAAUCCGAUCGAACGCGACCACACACGUAUCCGAACUUUUUUCCUCGCAAGAAUGAAAACUCUCCCUCUACGGGUGUGUACAUCACUCGGAUCGAUUACAAAGACCGAAAAACACACAGAUACCCGCAAAAAGGAGCAAAAAGUUUAUCACACACGCGACUGAUGUAAAUCUAUUCCGCUAUAGAUAGGUCUCGAUCUAUAUAUAGGUAAUCAGACAAACAAAAUUAGAGUGAAAAGGAAGUGUGAAGAGGCGAGGAUAUACCUUUAUGCAGGAAUACAUAACGAGUGUGCUAACGGAUCGAGCGCGUGCGCGAGCUUGCAACGAAGCAAGGUGUAACCCAAUGUCUUUUCUACGAUAUGUUCUUCGGAGACCGGCGCCUUAUAACCAGAUUAUAUAAUAUAUACGUGUACAUAUAAUUAUAUGAUUAUGCAUUUAGGACUUUGUAUAUGUAUGAGACAAAAGGGGAUAACAAAAGAGACAGGGAGGAGCAACGCUUCCAUAUUAUAUGCGGCAGAGGAUUUUUUAUUGCGUAUAUGACACGUAUACGGUUGCGUUAUUUCGUCAAUUGGAACGAGGAGCGGCUUUUUUUAUACAUUCGACAGGUUGUUUUUCCAAUACACACGACUCGUCGUUUCGUCUCAGUAUUAUUAAAAGCUAACGAUGUAUAGGAUACCUUUUAAUAUUGAAUUUAAUACUGGUUUUUUCUUUUGCACGAAUAUAUAUAUAAUUUGAUUUUAAUAAAUUUAUCUUAGACUUGUGUAUACACUGAGAAAGAUUUGAUAGUAGAAAUUACUAUUUGGGAUAGUAAUUUUUACUGCUUUUCAUAAUAAAUUGGUAACAGACUUUUAAGAUAUUAGAUUUUACUAUCCAAAGAUAGUAAUUUUUAAAAAUUUAAUUUCAAUUUCGCUUAUUUCUAUAUUUUACACCUAUUAGAUACUUCGCGCUGUUAUUACUUUAUUAUUUAUUAUUUUUAUUAAUUAUUAUUAUGCUAUUUUGAAGAAAGAAAGAGACUAUAAAUGUAGUAAAAAUUAAGCCUUUGGAAGCCGUAACAAUUUUUACUAUCUGAGAUAGUAAAAAUUACUAGCCUCCGAGUCUGUUACCAAAUUAUCAUCCGAGAUAGUAAUUUUUACUGUCAAAUUUUUCUCAGUGUACCAUACAGUUAGCAUAUCCACGAAGAUUCUAAAAUAAUUCUGCGAAUAUUUUUUUUCUCUAAACGCUUAUUAAAUUUUUAUCAUCGGCAUAAAUAUGUAGAAGAGUUUAUUAUACUAAAAUCUAUAUGUCUAGAUACAAUUGUUAAUAGAGAUCGAAACAAAUAAAAGAAAUAACAAACACUAAA